AUGAAUAACACUAUUUGGUCUUCCACCUCUUCCCAAGUAGCAGAAGAUCCUGUUUUGCAGCUUUUGGAGACUGGAAAUCUUGUUGUCGGAGACAUGGCAGAAACAGCUUCAGAAAGCUACAUAUGGCAAAGUUUUAACUUCCCAUCAGAUACUCUGCUACAUGAAGUUCCGGUGGAACUUCAGAACUGGCACCAACCAAUUGUGGUGGUGAUUGUGGACAAUGUUGGAAAUUUUCUUUGUAUGACACACUACACAUCAUGCAAAAGUUGCCUUAAGAGCACCUCCAGUGCAGGGCCUCUUGCCUCCCCCCCCCCAGCUCAAAAUGGACCUCCAACGCAGAAGAUGUUGCCCGGGCAAGCCCAAGGGCAGAUCUUGCCUGGGCUUUAG
Prunus armeniaca (apricot) is the source of this 387-nucleotide messenger RNA. The record is from the annotation of a GenBank genome assembly. Lineage: Eukaryota; Viridiplantae; Streptophyta; Magnoliopsida; Rosales; Rosaceae.